CUACGACAGCAGGCACCCUAAAACAACGACUUUGUUCCUUCUUCGUCCCGCAUUCAUUAUUUUCACUUCCUCACUCUCACAAAACUCUCUUCCGGAACCAACUCUUCACUCAAAAACCUGUAUAAAAUCAAACUCAGAUUUUUUUAUUUUUUUAUUUUUGGUUUUUGAAUAAUUACAGCUGAAUAUUUCACUCGGCGUAGCGCAAACUCAGAGAGACACGUCAUGAGCCGCUACGACAGCCGCUCGUCGGACUCCAGCUCUUAUCGUGACCGUCGAAGUGAUUCAGGGUUUGGUGGGUCUUCGGGCUAUGGCAGUUCAGUGCGAUCCUCAUCAAGCAAGAGGGAAUAUGAUAGUGCCGAGCCACCAAGGAAGUUAGAUUUGGAUGGAUUGACUCCUUUUGAGAAGAAUUUCUAUGUCGAGUCACCGUCAGUGGCUGCAAUGUCAGAGAGGGAUGUGGAGGAGUAUCGAAAACAGAGGGAAAUUACAAUUGAAGGCCGUGAUGUUCCAAAACCUGUCAAGAGUUUCCGUGACGUGGGGUUUCCAGAUUAUGUAAUGCAAGAAAUUACAAAAGCUGGCUUUGUUGAGCCAACAGCUAUACAAUCUCAAGGAUGGCCCAUGGCUUUGAAGGGUCGUGAUCUUAUUGGAAUUGCUGAAACAGGCUCUGGAAAGACAAUUGCCUAUCUUUUGCCCGCAAUUGUCCAUGUUAAUGCCCAGCCAUUUUUAGCUCCAGGAGAUGGCCCAAUUGUUCUAGUUUUAGCUCCAACACGUGAACUUGCUGUUCAAAUACAACAAGAAGCUACUAAAUUUGGUGCAUCAUCACGGAUUAAAAGUACCUGUAUCUAUGGUGGGGUUCCCAAGGGACCUCAAGUGCGUGAUCUCCAGAAAGGUGUUGAAAUUGUCAUCGCUACACCUGGGAGGUUGAUUGAUAUGUUGGAGUCGCACAAUACAAAUUUGCGAAGGGUAACUUACCUUGUUUUGGAUGAGGCUGAUCGGAUGCUGGACAUGGGGUUUGAGCCUCAAAUACGGAAGAUUGUUUCACAGAUCCGCCCAGAUCGUCAAACAUUAUAUUGGAGUGCCACUUGGCCUAAGGAGGUUGAGCAACUUGCUAGGCAGUUCCUUUACAACCCUUACAAAGUGAUUAUUGGUUCACAAGACUUAAAAGCUAACCAUGCAAUACGCCAACAUGUUGACAUUGUUUCUGAGAACCAGAAAUAUAACAAAUUGGUAAAGUUGCUGGAGGACAUCAUGGAUGGUAGCCGAAUACUGAUUUUCAUGGAUACUAAGAAAGGUUGUGACCAAAUUACCCGGCAGCUUCGCAUGGAUGGAUGGCCUGCUCUCUCAAUUCAUGGGGAUAAAAGUCAAGCAGAAAGGGAUUGGGUCCUCUCAGAGUUUAAAGCUGGGAAGAGUCCAAUAAUGACUGCAACAGAUGUUGCGGCUCGUGGUUUAGAUGUCAAGGAUGUAAAAUAUGUGAUAAAUUAUGACUUUCCGGGAUCUCUUGAGGAUUAUGUUCAUCGCAUUGGUCGAACUGGAAGAGCUGGGGCAAAAGGAACAGCUUACACUUUCUUCACAGCUGCAAAUGCUAGGUUUGCCAAGGAACUGAUUACCAUACUCGAAGAGGCUGGACAGAAGGUCAGUCCUGAAUUGGCAGCUAUGGGUCGUGGUCCACCUCCUCCAUCAGGACAUGGGGGUUUCCGAGACCGUGGUAGAGGUUACAGUGGUGGUCGCUCAUGGAACUAAUUUAUGAAGGGGGACUGUGAGCUUGGUCUCCAAUACAAAGAAACGGCGGCCAUCUCAACUUGCAGAUGAGGGAAAACUUGUAUGUUUAGAGGAUAGAUUUUAGGUGUUAUUGUUCUUAAUAUUUAACUGUUUUCUUUUUUCCCAAUUACUGUUUUAUUGGUAUCACUGCCUUGUAGAAUCAGAGGCCAUUAGUGUUACUACUAGAUUCUGUAAUAUAAACUGUCAAACUCUCUGUACACAACAUUUGCUGAAAGAGCAGUUUUUGUUCAUCAAAGAAUCUUGACUCUUAUAAUCAAACUAGUUUCUCAGUUUCUA
Pistacia vera is the source of this 2052-nucleotide messenger RNA. RefSeq names its product DEAD-box ATP-dependent RNA helicase 20. The record is from RefSeq and is a predicted model, not a curated record. The transcript has 10 exons. Gene Ontology annotation, cellular component: cytoplasm; nucleus; ribonucleoprotein complex. NCBI's taxonomy places the organism in Eukaryota, Viridiplantae, Streptophyta, Magnoliopsida, Sapindales, Anacardiaceae. Gene Ontology annotation, molecular function: ATP binding; RNA binding; RNA helicase activity. The coding region runs from base 223 to 1737 and encodes 504 amino acids.